This is a messenger RNA of Arthroderma uncinatum, 636 nucleotides long. RefSeq lists its product as uncharacterized. The coding region runs from base 1 to 636 and encodes 211 amino acids. The record is from RefSeq and is a predicted model, not a curated record. The transcript is spliced from 3 exons. NCBI's taxonomy places the organism in Eukaryota, Fungi, Ascomycota, Eurotiomycetes, Onygenales, Arthrodermataceae.
AUGGACUUGGAGGAAGGUGGCCGUUUCUUCAGACCUAUUCCACAGUCGGAGUUCGAGACUUGGAUACGUCAUGAGGAAUUUUAUGAGGUGGAUGAAUGGGAUCCAGAAGCAAACGACGUAGAGGAUGCGACGGCCGUAUUUUGGAAAUUCUGGCGCCUCUAUACCUCUGAGGUGCGAAAGAAUUCCGGUGAUGGGAUUGACAAUGUCUCAUCAUUCUAUAAUUAUACGCCGUGGAACCAGGUGAUUAUUCAACGUACUGUUUUUGGUGGGAAAGCAGUUUCCGAUGACCUAACUAAUUGGAAUAUUGAAAAUGCCCUCGACAGACACCAGCAGCGUGACUAUGUUCAUCCUCAUGCGAUCUCAUUUUCGACACAUGGCCUAUACCCGGAUGAAAGCACGAAUUCAAAGCUUGCCCGCAGUGAAAUGCUCUUAGCCAUUGAUAUCAUAAUGCAUAGGAUGGAGCGGCCGCUGUACAUUACCCAUCAUAUAUAUCCGGUUCUUAUGGUCGCUUGCUUUAACCGGCACGUUCGGAUGAGCGAAGUUUAUUUUGAGAAUGGAAUCCUACACUUCAAUUCCACGCCUUUUAUUGACCUUAACAAUUUCGAAAAACAUAAACUCGACCUGUAUGCUCGCUGA